Messenger RNA from Poecilia reticulata (guppy), 808 nucleotides. Lineage: Eukaryota; Metazoa; Chordata; Actinopteri; Cyprinodontiformes; Poeciliidae. The record is from RefSeq and is a predicted model, not a curated record.
AGCUUUGUGGUUGUGUGUCUGUCCUCAUUUGUUGUUGCAUGUAUGUGGUUCCUUCUCAGUUUCUGCAGAGGCCUGUGGUUUCCYCCCCACCACCUACAGGAUGCACAUGAAUAAUAUGUUAAAUCAGUGGACAGACGUCUCCAGGAUGUGUGAUGUGGACUCGUCCUCGGAGCCCAGCAGUCCCACCCUGUACGGCGAGUCUUCAGACAGGUACUACCAUGUGGACCGCUGGCAGAAGCUCCGCACGGCCGUACGCAAACUGGAGUUCUGGGAAAACUUCCGAGCUGAACUCAUCGGGAGCGGAUUCUUCUCCAGAGUCUACAAGGUGGUUCACAGCACUACGCGGAAGGUGAUGGUAGUGAAGAUCUACAAAAAUGAUGUGGACCAAGACAGCAUCGUGCGAGAGAUCAGCCUGCUGCAGAAGCUUUCUCACCCCAACGUUGUCAGUCUCUCUAACAAUGAUGACAUAAUGAAUCCAUCAAGCUUUUAUUUUUUUAAGUUGUACAUAUACGCUGCCCUCUGCUGUCAGAUUCUCACGUUGCAGUUCUCUUCUCGUCGGUCCCUCCAGAACUGUUUGGUCCGAGUGACUCCUCGGGGCUGGGAGGCCUUGGUGACAGAUUUUGGGCUGGCGAGGGAAGUGGUGGAGCUGCCUGUGAAGGAUCCUGGCAGGAAGUUGUCAUUGGUGGGCUCGGCCUUCUGGAUGGCYCCUGAGAUGCUCCGAGGAGAGCCGUAUGACCGCAAGGUGGAUGUUUUCUCCUUCGGCAUCGUUCUGUGUGAAAUCUUGGCCAGGAUCCCGGCCGACCCAGAG